AUGCCCUACAUCAUCAUAGUCGGAGCAUCGCGAGGCCUAGGAGCCGAACUAGCCAAACAGUACGCCUCAAACAACACCGUAUUCGCGACCAGUCGCUCGGACAAGGCCCCAGAAUCAUCCAAGAAUAUUGAAUACAUCGCCAACAUCGACGUCGCCAAGGAAGAUGCAGGCCAGAAACUCGCAUCCCAUAUCGGCAAGAAGACUCUCGACACCGUCAUCAUAACAGCCGGCUACUUCGCAACCGAGUCCUUCGGCUCACCCUCAUGGGACAACCAAGUCAAAAUGUACACCACCAGCUCCAUCGGUCCUGUAUUCAUUGUGCACUACCUCGUCAAAGCUGGCCUGCUCGCCAAGGGGAGCAAGAUUAUACUUGUCAGCAGCGAGAGCGGCAGUAUCACGUUGAGGCAUGAGAGCGAGGGAGGAGGGAAUUACGGACAUCAUGCUAGCAAGAGUGCGUUGAACAUGGUUGGGAAGCUAUUGAGUCUGGAUCUGAAGGAGAAGGGCGUAGCGGUGGGGAUUGUGCAUCCGGGGUUCAUGAGGACGGAGAUGACGAGAGGUGUUGGGUUUGAUAAGUUCUGGGAUGAUGGCGGCGCUGUCACGCCAGACGAAGCCGCUAAGUCCCUGAUUAAGUUCAUCGAGACAUUCGACAUAGAGAAAACAGGUGAAUAUUGGGCGCCCCGCGGACCACGGGAUAUCGGGACUGCGGAAGCUGUACUAGGCAAGGAUCUGAGCACGCCUCUACAAUUACCUUGGUGA
Messenger RNA from Letharia columbiana, 756 nucleotides. RefSeq lists its product as uncharacterized. Gene Ontology annotation, molecular function: oxidoreductase activity, acting on the CH-OH group of donors, NAD or NADP as acceptor. The record is from RefSeq and is a predicted model, not a curated record. Bases 1 to 756 code for a protein of 251 amino acids. The transcript has 3 exons. NCBI's taxonomy places the organism in Eukaryota, Fungi, Ascomycota, Lecanoromycetes, Lecanorales, Parmeliaceae.